AUGACGCUUUGCUUCCCGGACGAGACCGAUGAGCAUGGGACCUUUGCCGAGGUCAGGGACAUAGUGGACGGAGCCGCCCCACGUGACGAGUACGUUGAUGAGAUGCUCGCGAUGAGCUUGAUCCAGACCGAGGAGAUAGCCCUGCCGGAGCGCGCUUCACUAUUUGAUCUCUUCGGGGUGUCCGUCCUCGAGAUCACCGAGGAGGUCCAGACUGCCCCUACUCAGGAGUCUGCUGACGACCUUAUAGUUCUUGAUGAUUUGUUUGAUAGCCAUGUUGAUUUCGGCACAGCAGAUCAGCCUAGGGAGUUGAGGAUCGGAUCUGAUUUAUCUAUUGAUGAGAGGGACAGCCUCAUCCAGCUGCUUAGAGCAUACUUGGACGUCUUUGCAUGGUCCUAUGAGGACAUACCGGGCCUUGACCCAUCUAUCGUCCAGCAUCGUUUGCCACUUCUGCCCCAUGCCAGACCGGUUAAGCAGAAGUUGAGACGAUUGCACCCUCGUUGGAGCUUGCAGGUGAAAGAGGAGAUCCAGAAGCAGCUCAGCGUAGGAUUCUUAUCAGUGGUCGAGUACCCGGAGUGGCUGGCCAAUGUCGUCCCUGUUCCCAAAAAGGACGGCAAGGUGAGAGUUUGUGUUGAUUUCCGAGAUCUCAACAAGGCCAGCCCUAAGGAUGAUUUUCCUCUUCCACACAUCGACAUGCUAGUUGAUAGUACGGCUAGUCAUUCGAUGUUGUCCUUUAUGGACGGAUUUUCCGGGUACAGUCAGAUCUUGAUGGCUCCAGAGGAUAUGGAGAAGACAUCCUUCAUUACCGAGUGGGGUACUUAUUGCUACCGAGUCAUGCCAUUCGGAUUGAAGAAUGCAGGAGCCACUUAUCAGAGAGCAGCGACCACCCUCUUCCAUGACAUGAUGCAUCGAGAUGUCGAGGUUUAUGUAGACGACAUGAUAGUGAAAUCCCGAGACAGACCAGAUCACUUGGCAGCUCUGGAGAGGUUCUUUGAGAGGAUCCGACAGUUCAAAUUGAGAUUGAAUCUUAAGAAGUGCACUUUCGGAGUGACUUCUGGGAAACUCUUGGGGUAUAUGGUCAGUGAGAGAGGCAUAGAGGUAGACCCGGACAAGAUUAGAGCCAUCCUUGACAUGCCUGCACCGAGGACAGAGAGAGAGGUCAGAGGCUUCUUGGGCAGACUUCAGUACAUCAGUAGAUUCAUUGCCAGAUUGACAGACAUUUGUGAGCCCAUUUUCCGACUCUUGAGGAAGAGUCAACCUACUGUUUGGGAUGAUCAGUGUCAGCGCGCAUUCGAGAGGAUCCGAGAGUACUUGUUGUCACCCCCAGUCUUGGCGCCUCCUACACCAGGCCGUCCUUUACUCCUAUACCUAUCCGUCUCAGACGUGGCUUUGGGAUGCAUGUUGGCUCAACUCGAUGAUUCGGGCAAGGAUCGGGCCAUAUAUUAUUUGAGUAAGAGGAUGCUAGACUAUGAGACGAGAUAUGUCACGAUUGAGCGUUAUUGUUUGGCAUUGGUUUGGGCCACUCGUCGACUGAGACAUUACAUGACCGAGUAUUCGGUACACUUGAUAUCCCGUCUAGAUCCUCUGAGAUAUUUGUUUGACAGGCCCGCCCUGGUCGGUCGCCUCAUGAGAUGGUUGGUACUUCUGACUGAGUUUGACAUCCAUUAUGUCACUCAGAAGUCCAUCAAAGGUAGCAUUGUCGCGGAUCAUCUAGCUUCUUUACCGGUUUCCGAUGGUAGGGCCAUUGAUGACGGCUUCCCAGACGAGGAUGUCGCUGUUGUGACUAGUCUGUCAGGUUGGCGCAUGUACUUUGAUGGUGCAGCCAACCAUUCUGGAUACGGGAUAGGCGUCCUGUUGAUAUCCCCUCAUGGUGAUCACAUUCCCAGAUCUGUUCGUUUGGCAUUCUCGGAUCGACAUCCUGCCACGAACAACAUUGUUGAGUAUGAGGCUUGUAUCUUGGGAUUAGAGACAGCCCUCGAGCUUGGGAUUAGACAGAUGGAGGUGUUUGGUGACUCCAAUCUGGUAUUGAGACAGAUUCAGGGCGAGUGGAUAGAUGAUGGUUUGCCUUGGUACCACGACAUAUAUCACUUUUUGAGACUUGGCGUAUAUCCUAAGGCCGCCACGGCCAAGGAUAGGAGAGCAUUGAGACAGUUGGCCGCCCGAUUCGUGAUUUGUGGCGAGACGCUAUAUAGACGAUCACCUGAUGGGAUGCUGCUAUUAUGUUUGGACCGGGCCUCUGCCGAUAGAGUGAUGCGAGAGGUUCAUGCGGGAGUCUGCGGACCGCAUAUGGGAGGACAUAUGUUGGCCCGUAAGAUCAUGAGGACCGGUUACUUCUGGUUGACCAUGGAGACGGAUUGCUGCCAGUUUGUUCAGAGAUGCCUCGAGUGUCAGAUACAUGGAGACCUCAUUCACGUGCCACCUUCAGAGUUGCACGCACUGACUUCACCUUGGCCGUUUUCAAUAUGGGGUAUCGACAUCAUUGGGAAGAUUUCGCCGAAAUCUUCCAGUGGUCAUGAGUUCAUCCUGGUCGCCAUCGAUUACUUCACCAAGUGGGUGGAGGCUGCUUCGUAUGCGAGAUUGACAUCAUCUGGGGUUGCUAGUUUCAUCAGAUCACAUAUUAUUUGUCGUUAUGGAGUCCCUCAUGAGUUGAUUUCGGAUAGAGGGGUACAUUUCAGGGCAGAGGUUGACACCUUGGUGCAGCGAUAUAGCAUCCGACAUCAUAGGUCGUCUGCGUACAGGCCGCAGACGAACGGGGCAGUAGAGGCCGCGAAUAAGAAUAUCAAGAGGAUAUUACGGAGGAUGAUUGAGACUUCUCGGGAUUGGUCAGAGAAGCUCCCAUUUGCAUUGUGGGCUUAUCGGACCUCUUUUCGCACAUCUACAGGCGCCACACCCUACUCAUUAGUAUAUGGUAUGGAGGCAGUGCUACCCGUGGAGAUCGAGAUGGGUUCAUUGAGAGUAGCACUAGAGCAGCAGAUUCCCGAGACAGAUUGGGCUCAGGCUCGAUUUGAUCAGCUCAAUCUCCUAGAUGAGAGGAGAUUGAGAGCAGCAGACCAUGUUCGUGCAUAUCAGAGGAAGAUGGCCCGCGCUUUCAAAAAGCGGGUCAAGCCCAGACCGCUACAUGUAGGUGACUUAGUCUUGAAAGUCAUCAGGGGAUUGAUCAGAGAUCCUAGAGGGAAGUUCAGACCCAACUGGAGCGGACCUUAUUUCAUC
This is a messenger RNA of Vitis riparia (riverbank grape), 3207 nucleotides long. RefSeq lists its product as uncharacterized. The transcript is spliced from 3 exons. The record is from RefSeq and is a predicted model, not a curated record. The annotation marks the transcript as partial. Gene Ontology annotation, molecular function: RNA-DNA hybrid ribonuclease activity; nucleic acid binding. Lineage: Eukaryota; Viridiplantae; Streptophyta; Magnoliopsida; Vitales; Vitaceae. Gene Ontology annotation, biological process: DNA integration.